AUGCGCGUGUCCCUCUGUGGCUUGUUUCUGGACCCUGAGCCCUUUGCAAGUCAAGAAGUCAAGAAGCUUGUCAAUCCUCGCGUCGACACUAGUCUGCCCACGAGGCCGCAUCUUGACGCUCUUGUUCGCCCAACUGGCGAUCAGGUUCAACUGUUUCCGCUACAAGUAGGUAGCUACCUAGUCGCGCACUUUACGGACCACAACGGACCACAAGGUGGAUUGUCCCUGCCCUGUUGCUGUUCCCACUUGUUGCCGUCCCCAUUUGGUUAUUUUGCUGCUGCUGAUGUGCCGGCCUGUACUUCCCCGACUCUUUUCCUUGCUCCACCAGCACCAGCACCCGCACCACUGCUCCUCGUUCAUGACUCUGGUGUUUUGAGACCUCCCGAGCUCUCCAUUGCUCAACCCUCCUGCACACCUCAGGUCUCGCCGAACUACACGUCUGGCCGAUCCCAGUCCUGGCUUGCACGCAGUCAACAUUCCGGCCAGUCUGGCGUCGUUAACGAGGGACUGUUGCACGCAAUGGCAGUGCAAGGUGGGGAGGAUAUCUAUGCUACGCUUCUCUUGAGCGAUUCAUAUCUGCCCGGAGCUCUGGUCCUCGCCCACUCUUUACGCGAUGCGGGCACGACCAAGAAGCUGGCCGUUCUGGUCACCCUCGACAGCGUUUCGGCCGAGGUCAUAACACAGCUCAAGGCUGUCUACGAUUACAUCCUCCCCGUCAACCGGAUCCAGAAUCCGAACCCGGCGAACCUGUACCUCAUGAACCGUGGGGAUCUCCACUCGGCCUUCACCAAGAUCAAUCUCUGGAAACUGCUUCAGUUUCGCAAGAUCGUAUACAUCGACGCCGACGUUGUCGCCUACCGGGCUCCCGACGAGCUCUUUGAGCUGCCCCACGCCUUCGCAGCUGCGCCGGAUAUCGGCUGGCCUGACCUCUUCAACACGGGCGUCAUGGUGCUCACCCCGAACAUGGGCGACUACUACGCCAUGAUGGCCAUGGCCGAACGCGGCAUCUCUUUCGACGGCGCAGAUCAGGGCCUGCUGAAUAUGCACUUCAAGCACGACCACCACCGGCUUUCCUUCACAUACAACGUCACGCCGUCUGCUCACUACCAGUACAUCCCAGCCUACAGGCACUUCCAGUCCAGUGUCAACAUGGUCCACUUCAUUGGCGCCGACAAGCCGUGGAAGCAAGGGCGAGAAGCCAAUACUGGCAGCUCUCCGUUCAAUGAGAUGGUUGGAAGAUGGUGGGCUGUCUAUGACCGGCACUAUCGCAAAGAAACACCAACCGAACCAGCUUCUUCGGGGCAGGCCCAGCCAUCUCCGGAACUGGUGCAAUAUUUCGUCAAAGGCGAAUAUCAUCCAACAGUACCCUACGUCGUACCAACCGGCGAACCACCACGACCGCCGGCGACCGCACCAUCCCACGGUCAGCAUUACCACCACCACCACCCACCGCCGCCCUCGCAUAGUCAAGAUCAUCACCACCAUCAUCAAGAACAUCAUCAUGAAGAACAUCAUCAUGAAGAUCAGCACCACCACCAUCACAACGCGCACCCUCCCAGCGAGCCACCCUCCCAGCAGUCUUUGCCGUCGUUUGCGUCGUUCUCCCACCCCAGCGAGUCUUUUACUACCGUCGAGGCUUCAAAUACUGAGGCUCGCGAAGAGCAGGUUUCGGAGCCCCACCGGGGGGCUCCUCGACAACCGUCACCCGAGCCUCCCCAACCACCUCCACAGCCUAGUUGGGACGCGCAAUGGCAACCUCCGCCAGCGAACUCCAAGCCGGAGGCUAUAAACUUCCCGCAGACUCAUUACGAGAUGUCUUCUGACGUCACGCACUUUGUCGCUCCAGAGAGGUAUCCAAGCCCCCCAAAGAACAUGUGGUACGAAGUCCCCAAGGACCCGCCAGCGCCUCCUCGACAGAAACCGGCGGCGAUCUUCCCUUGGGAGCGUCAUCAGACUCGAGCCUCGCGCGUGUUCCUCAGCGACGAGCCUGAAGUCGAGCAUGUGCCCGAGGGAUCGACGACCGAGACUACGGGUCAGUCCAGCGCCUCUUUCGGCGUGCGAGCGCCAGCUGAACAGUCCGUGACAGAAACAUCAUCUGCGGAGCAAAAGAGCGAACCAGUAACGCCCACCACUCCUACCAUCCACGUCACUCCCUCAGAUCCAUGGUCUUCUUUCACGCGCUCGAAUGCGUGGGAUGACGUGCCUGCCAUUGAGCGGUACGUUGAUUCUCUGCAGAAGCAUCGGCGCGGAAAGAGCCUAGGCACCCCUGUGAAACUGGGUGGAGUUGGUGCAGGCCGAAGAGGCCCAGAUGCUCUUGAAGAAGCCAUCAAGAGGCGUGGCUCCAAGGUCACCGACUUCCCCAGCGAGGUCGAGAGACCGAGUCUUCCCGUCACACCGGCGCCCGUUCGCCGGCCGAAGUUCUGGGGUGGUGGUGCCUCAGGCUUCGGAGAUGACGAAGACGAAGACGAUCAGCUGCUUCCGGCCGCGGAGGGCGUGCCGAGGCAGACUGACUGGGAUCCAAGCCAGCAGCUGGAGAAGCUGAAGCAGCAGCAUGAGAUAUUGCUGCAGAAACUGGGCAGCCCAACGCAGGAGGAGAGUCGUAAGGAUAUUCCCACACGGUCGCUGCCUUUUGGGUCCGAGGGUGUGAGGUCUCCGACGUAUGUAGCACAUACAUCUGAUGUGCUCAGUCCCAAGCCUGUAAAGCCGAGCUCUGGAACGAGCCCGGUGCAGCAGAUUCUUGCUGAGCAGCAGGAGAUUAGCUCUGGACCGGGAGGGCCGAUGAGAUCGUCUGUCCCGGAGCCGAGCUACCACGGACCUGGCGCAGCCUGGGAGAGGGAUGAAGACGUGCCACUGCACCAGCUGACCCCUGCACCACCGACUGAAGAGGAACGAGACGUGUUGGACACGUAG
This is a messenger RNA of Thyridium curvatum, 2910 nucleotides long. RefSeq lists its product as uncharacterized. NCBI's taxonomy places the organism in Eukaryota, Fungi, Ascomycota, Sordariomycetes, Thyridiales, Thyridiaceae. Gene Ontology annotation, cellular component: cytoplasm. The transcript is spliced from 9 exons. The coding region runs from base 1 to 2910 and encodes 969 amino acids. Gene Ontology annotation, molecular function: glycosyltransferase activity. The record is from RefSeq and is a predicted model, not a curated record.